Messenger RNA from Oppiella nova, 1480 nucleotides. The record is from the annotation of a GenBank genome assembly. Lineage: Eukaryota; Metazoa; Arthropoda; Arachnida; Sarcoptiformes; Oppiidae.
CAGAGACCUAAAGAGCGGUUCGAGUUCGUGAAGGACACCGUCAAUAAGAUCGCCACCGAAAGCAAAGACCUGUUCGACGAGUUGGGGAUCUCUCUCGACACCAAACCCAUUGAGUUCAACGCCCGGGUGCUCGACAAACCUGUCUGUAUGGGCGACGACCGCAAACUCUUCGAACCGAAACCGCUAUCCGAUUGGUUCUUCGUGUCGAUUGCGCCCCACUUUGACGCCAAUCACGACAGUAAUGUCGAGGACUUCAUAAGUCGGUUGACCGCAGAGGCAAAGCGAAUGGGAAUCACUGUCAGCAAACCGUUCGUUAAGAAAGUGGACUACAGGGGCGCGGAUACCGUUAAAUUGGUUUUCGAGAAAAUUAAAAGUUUGCCAACACUUCCGCCACUCGUGGUCUUCUGCAUCCCAUACGGCGAUGGAACUUACCAUCAGAUCAAACACAUGGCGGACAUCGACGUGGGAGUGAUGACCCAAUGCAUGAAAAUCAGUAAUCUUAUGGUCAGGAGUUGCGUCAGGAAUCUGUUGCUCAAAAUCAAUGGCAAACUCGACGGCAAGAAUACGAUGAUCCGCGACACGAAGCCACCCGUGUUUACGACGGGUCUGAUGGUGAUCGGCGCCGACGUCACACACCCGGCGCCGGCCGACAGGAUGUUCUCGUCGGUGGCAGCACUUGUGGGCAGUUAUGACCCGCAGCUCACGAGAUACUCGGCCGCCAUUCGGGUCCAGAAGCGCAGCAAAGAGGAGAUGAUACUGGCGUUCAAAGACAUGGUGGUGGAGCUGUUGUACGCCUAUAAGGGCGUGAAAGCCAAUAACCAGAACCUGCCCACGAGUUUGGUGGUGUUCCGGGACGGCGUCUCUCAGGGCCAGUUCGAGCACGUGCUCCGACACGAGCACAAGCAGCUGUUGGCUGCCUGUGCCGCCAUUGACCUCAACUACAAGCCGAAGAUCACGUUCGUUGUCGUCCAGAAGCGACACAACACGCGACUCAUGCCUCAGAAUCCCUACGAUAAGGACGUCAGCAAAGUUGGUAACAUUCCCGCGGGAACUGUCGUCGACACGAAGAUUGUGGAUCCCGUGCUGUUCGAGUACUACCUGUGCAGUCACGAGGGGGCCAUUGGGACGAGCCGUCCGGCCAAGUAUGUGGUGCUCCACGACGACAAUGGGUUCACUUUCGACGCCAUCGAGCGCUUGUCCUACUAUUUGUGUCACGCAUACGUGCGCUCAACGAAGUCGCUGUCGGUGCCCAUACCCGUCAUGUACGCCCAUUUGGCCGCCAAACGAGCCAAGGAUCACAUCAUUGCCCGCAACCAACACAUGAAGACUCUGGAGAAGCAAUACGACGGCGACGACGAGCACAGAGUGGCCCUCGAGUUGAACGCACGGAUCAAAGUCAACGAUUCGCUCCGCAAUCACUUCUAUUACUGUUGAACUCACUGUCCGUUUAGUAAUUUCCUUUCAUAACAUUAUAACCAGU